Molecule: messenger RNA, 5064 nt
Organism: Pelmatolapia mariae (spotted tilapia)
Lineage: Eukaryota; Metazoa; Chordata; Actinopteri; Cichliformes; Cichlidae
Gene: sema5a
Product: sema domain, seven thrombospondin repeats (type 1 and type 1-like), transmembrane domain (TM) and short cytoplasmic domain, (semaphorin) 5A
Exons: 22
Coding region: 541-3777 (1078 amino acids)
Biological process (GO): axon guidance; positive regulation of cell migration; neural crest cell migration
Molecular function (GO): chemorepellent activity; semaphorin receptor binding
Source: RefSeq, a predicted model, not a curated record
UGCUCGCAACCCUGCGCAGCUGUAACCGCCAGCAGCACCGGGCGCAUCAGCCGCCUCCGCUCCUCCCGCUCCUCUCGCCUCUCGCACAGGCGCUGAGCGUUUUAGCGCAAGGAAAGUUUUGCGUUUAACGCGCCGUCGCUUUUUCGCCACACAGCGGAGGCAUAUCGUCUGUGGCGCAGCGCGACAGUGCGGUGUCCGAUUACAGAUCGUGCGCCGAGGAGCCACCGGCACCAGAGCGCUCCUCCGUCGGAGCAGAAAUAGCACACGGGGCUCCUCAGGAGGUACAGAGACGGCACCAUCUCCGUUUAACCGAGUUUUACCGAGGUCCAUUUCUGACCAGAGGCACAGCUGAAGUGAGGAUAUUUUCUCUUUAGAUCAUCUUUGCUUUCUGUCUUUUUCCUCUGCGCUGUUCUCACCGGGACAAGACACGCAGCUUCGCUCCCUACUAGAUGACCGGGAGUUGGACACCUCACUUGGUGUGUCUCCCCAAUGCGCUUGGCCCUUGAGGCCUGAGGAGAAGUGAGCCAAGCCCAGGCCCCCAUGGGACGCCCUGUUAUCCAGCAUGCACUGCUGCUGCUGCAGUGCAUGCUGGUCCUACGGCCUGGAGGUGUGGCCGGCAGGAGAGGGCCAGUGCUGCUGCCUGAAUCACCCUGUUACAGGACGGAGCACCCACUCGUCCCACACUCAGAAAUGGAGCCCUGGAUCUUCAGGUUCAAAGCAGAGGGCACGGUGGAUUAUUCACAGCUGACCUUUGACCCUGGCCAGAACGAACUUAUCGUCGGCGCCAGAAAUCACCUCUUCAGACUCAAUCUUGAAGACCUGACACUGAUCCAGGAGGCUGAGUGGCACUGCGAUGAAUUCACCAAGGGAGCCUGCUUCAGCCGUGGAAAGUCUGAGGAGGAGUGCCAGAACUACAUCAGGGUGCUACUGGUAAAUGGGAACAGGCUGUUUACAUGUGGAACCAAUGCCUUCACCCCCAUCUGCACCAACCGAACGUUGACUAAUCUGACAGAGAUCCACGAUCAGAUUAGCGGAAUGGCUCGGUGUCCCUACAAUCCCCUCCACAACUCCACCGCCCUCAUCACCUCCAGCGGGGAGCUGUACGCCGCCACUGCCAUGGACUUCUCUGGGCGAGACCCCGCCAUUUACCGCAGCCUGGGCGGCUUGCCACCGCUGCGCACUGCCCAGUACAACUCCAAGUGGCUCAACGAGCCGAAUUUUGUCUCAUCCUACGAUAUUGGAAACUUCACAUACUUCUUCUUCCGGGAAAAUGCAGUGGAGCACGACUGUGGUCGGACGGUGUUUUCCCGCGCCGGGCGGGUGUGUAAGAAUGACAUCGGUGGCCGCUUCCUCCUGGAAGACACGUGGACAACCUUCAUGAAGGCCAGGCUGAACUGCUCCAGACCAGGAGAAAUCCCCUUCAACUACAAUGAGCUGCAGGGAACUUUCUACUUGCCUGAGCUGGAGCUGCUCUAUGGCAUUUUUACUACUAAUGUAAACAGCAUUGCUGCCUCUGCAGUGUGUGCCUUCAAUCUCAGUGCCAUAUCACAGGCUUUCAACGGGCCCUUCAAGUAUCAGGAGAACUCAAGGUCGGCCUGGCUGCCCUACCCAAACCCCAACCCAGACUUUCAGUGCGGCACCAUCGACUCCGGCGCUUACGUGAACCUGACUCAAAGAAACUUGCAGGAUGCUCAGAAGUUUUUACUGAUGCAUGAGGUGAUCCAACCUGUGGUUCCUGUGCCCUACUUCAUGGAGGACAACGUCCGCUUCACUCAUGUGGCAGUGGAUGUGGUGCAGGGGAAAGACACGCUGUUCCACAUCAUAUAUUUGGCCACAGAUUACGGUACUAUCAAAAAAGUGCUUUCCCCGCUCAACCAGUCUACAGGGAGCUGCCUUUUAGAAGAGAUCGAGCUGUUCCCUCCCAGGAAGAGGCAGCACAUCCGGAGCCUGCUGAUCCUGCACAGCCGCAGCGAGCUAUACGUGGGUGUGAGAGACCAGGUCAUCAAGAUCCCGCUCAAGAGAUGCAGCUACCACAAGAGCAGAGAAGCCUGUGUAGGAGCGAGGGACCCGUACUGCGGUUGGGAUCUGCUGCUAAAGAAAUGCACCACUCUGGAGGAAAGCAUCAGAAUGAGCCAGUGGGAGCAAAGCAUCUCAAAAUGCCCUGUUCGUAAUGUUACAGUCGAUGGAGGCUUUGGUGCCUGGUCCGGCUGGUCCACUUGUAGCCACAACGACGGAGGCAGUGCAGGGUCUUGUCUGUGUCGGACGCGAGCCUGCGAUAACCCAGCCCCGCAGUGUGGUGGGCAGCAGUGUCAUGGGAUCAGUGUUGAGGUCGCCAACUGCUCCAGAAAUGGAGCGUGGACCCCCUGGACUUCCUGGUCUCCCUGCAGCACCACCUGUGGUAUUGGCUUUCAGGUGCGUCAGCGCUCCUGCAGCAACCCGACCCCUCGCCACGGCGGACGAGUAUGCGUGGGCCAGAACCGCGAGGAGAGGUACUGCAACGAACACUUGCCCUGCCCGCCACACGUCUACUGGUCCGCCUGGUCGGCGUGGGAACGCUGCACUGUGCCUUGUGGCGGCGGCAUCCAGUCACGCCGGAGAACCUGUGAGAACGGCAACGACUGUCCCGGGUGUGGUCAGGAGUACCAGUCUUGCAACACUCUGCCAUGUCCCGACCUUAAAAAGACCACGCCCUGGACCCCGUGGACACCUGUCAACAUCUCCGACAACGGCGGCCACUACGAGCAGCGUUUCCGCUACACUUGCAAAGCUCGCAUUCCAGACCCGAGCCUGCUAGAAGUGGGCAGACAGAGGAUCGAGAUGCGCUACUGUUCCAGCGACGGAUCCACUGGCUGCUCCACUGAUGGAGAAGUGCUUCGUCUGGGGAGGAUCUCAAGCCACACGGUAAACGGUGCCUGGUCAUCCUGGAGUUCCUGGUCUCAGUGCAGCAGAGACUGCAGCCGGGGAAUCCGAAGCAGAAAGAGGACCUGCAGUAACCCAGAGCCCCGGUAUGGAGGUCAGACCUGCUUGGGGCCGGCACAGGAGUACCAAGAGUGUAACAUUACCCCUUGUCCAGUGGACGGCAGCUGGUCAUGCUGGUCUUCGUGGUCCAAGUGCUCAGUGACGUGUGGAGGGGGUCACUACAUGAGGACACGAACCUGCAGCAACCCCCUGCCAGCCUACGGAGGGGACAUCUGCCUGGGUCUUCACACUGAGGAGGCACUGUGCAACACGCAGCCUUGUCCAGAGAGCUGGUCCAGCUGGUCAGAGUGGUCCCACUGUGACUCCAGCGGCGCCCAGCUGCGUGUGCGUCACUGUGAUGUCCUUUUCCCCACUGGAAACCAGUGCUUAGGAAACAGCAGCGAGACCAGGCCGUGCUCUCCUGACUCCAAUUUUAUACCAGAAGUCUCGAUCGCACGCUCCAGUCAGGAGGAGAGGCGCUGUGGAGACUUCAACCUCUUCCACAUGAUUGCCGUGGGGCUCAGCAGCUCCAUUCUUGGCUGUCUGGUCACCCUGCUGGUCUACUCGUACUGCCAGCGCUACCAGCAGCAGUCGCACGACGCCACCGUCAUCCAUCCCAUUUCAGCCGCGCCGCUCAACACCAGCAUCACCAACCACAUCAACAAACUGGACAAGUACGACACCGUGGAAGCCAUCAAGGCCUUCAACAAAAACAAUCUGAUUCUGGAGGAAAGAAAUAAGUAUUUCAACCCACAGCUUGCCGGGAAGACCUAUACCAAUGCAUACUUCACCGACCUCAACACCUACGAUGACUAUUAACCCUCGACACCUACCUUAUCAUCAAAUCGGACUUUAUUCUUUUCUUUGUGCUUUGUAUUGAGAUUCGUCACACCACGCGUGGGACAAGCCCACUCUGAGACUCUAUGGCAGCUGGUAUGUAAUUAAACACAGACACACAGUGUUGCCAACAGAGGGAAAUCCCCACUUUCUCUCAGGUGCCUUGAGGUACACUUGGAAAGCUCAAUGUUUUGGGGGUAUAUCUUGCCUUGACUCUCACUGAGAAAUAGACAACUGGAUUUCCUGAUGUGGAUUAAACAAAAACAAAAGAAACAAAAUAAACAACAAAAAACUAAGAAGGGAAAAAGAAGAACUCACGUCAACGAGACUUUGGGAACCGUAUCCCUUUUAACUUUCCUGUGACGCCUCUAAAACAGACCUGUAUUUGUAAUGAUUGGAAAUAACCACAAAUUGCUUUGCAUGACUUCAUCUGAUGUGUUUUCUCUGCCUUUCGGUUUGAUUUUGCAUGAUCGAUCGCAUUCCAUGGUGUAGGGGGCAUUUUGAUUUUUGGGUUUUUUUGCUGGGCUUAGAUUCAGGGCUGGUUUUGGAUGUCAUAAAAAAAACAAAGGCUGCGGUGAUGCCUGGUGGCUUUACUGCAGCAGCAGUCUCCAGGCAGAUCAAUAUCUACCCCCAGCCCCAGAAUCAGGAUGUAGUUAUUUGAAGUCUGUGGUCAAGUUUGUCCAUGUUUUUCUUUAGUUUGCUUUUCGUUCCUCUAGCAGCUAGAAGUGUUUAAACUUUCAAUGUAAAAUUUUUUUCUCUUUUUCAUUUUGCUUUUAAAGAUUACAUGUUUUUCUUUGUUUGUUUUGUACAGGAAGUUCAGUUUGAAUCCCCUGUCUGCGGGUUUUCUAAAUACAUUUAUUCGGUGUCUCAAGUGUUAAAAGAACAUUUUCCUUUAAAAAGAAAAAAAAAGGUUUAUGUACGUUCUGGCAAGUAAUUGGGAGUAUUCAUUUCAGCCUGCAUCAAGUUUUGUCCUCGUCAUUGUACUUUUUAUAUAUUUUUUGUAAAAAAAAUGUUUUUGAAUUUUGAUAGUGCUCAUUAUUAUUCUUUGGCUUCUGAGCUAAGUGUUUGUGAGAGCAGGCAUUUGCUGUACAGAUGGUGCAAAGUAGCAACUACUGUUCUCCUGAAAACCCAACUGGAGUGCUACUCAUAUACUGUAAGAUGACAUUCACUCAUUAAGUUGAGAUCUUUCUGUUCAGAGUGUAUAACCAAAUAUUAGGUUAUUCAAUGGUUUAGUUGCGACUAACUCUUUUUACAUGUUUGCUUGUGUUA